UGCACCGUAGCUGGGAAAAGGCCCGUCGGCAACAAUGAAUGCUGCAGCCGAAAUAACGGAAGACCUUCAUCUAACGCCCUAUUACUCAGACUUAUCAAAUCGAGAGUGAACGGAGCUGCUUGUCUUUUUAUAGAGGAUGCCUGUGGAAACUCCUGAAGGCUCAGGGAGAUGACUGCAUCUCUCCCCACUGUGCUGUGUUCAAUAUGGGCCCUGACGUGCCCCUGCUCAAUGACUACAAGCAGGAGUUCUUCUGGAAGCGCUUCCCCCAGACCGUGCUGGGUGGUCCACGACUUAAGCUGGGAUACUGUGCACCCCCCUAUGUCUACGCGCACCAGCUGGUGCUCUUCCUGACACCAUGGCUGCUGGGGGGGGUGGGCACGCUGCUCUACCAAGUUCGACUGCUGGAUGACGCAGGAGCUGGUGUCCUCUCAGGGGUGCUCAUGCUGGCCGUUGGCGCCGCCCUGCAGGCUCUGGCCCAGCGCGCAGCACGCAGUACAGGGGCGGUACAGAGGUUGCCGGCAGCCAAUAACAUCCUGGCGGAUGAGGAGGAGGUGGAGUUCACAAACUGCGUUGCCCCGGAGACGGUGCAUUUCGUGGUGCCAGGCAAGAGGUUCAUGGUUAAUGUAAUCCUGCACACGGCACUGGCCGGAGUUCUGUGCGGCUUGGGGACUUGGUACCUGCUGCCUGACAGGCUGAGUGUGGUGUACGCGGACACGGGCGCGGGGCUAAGUGCUAUAGUCCCCGUCUUCGCACUCAGCUGGGUGACCCUGUGUAUUGGAGAGUAUUCCCUUAUUGUGAACACAGCGACGGAGACGGCCACCUUCCAGCCUCAGGACACCUAUGAGAUCACACCACUCACCAGGCCACUGUACAUCCUAGCCUUCAUCACUGUGGACCUGGUGCUGAGGUGCUCAGGUGGAGGCGUGGCAGAGCUGCGGCUGGCAAGUCAGGUGCUGCACGGACUGUUUGUGGUGCUACCACUGCUGUGGGCUGUAGGCAUGCUCUCGCCGCUGGACGCGCUUCUGCUCUGGACCAUGGAACAGGGUCUGCUGCAUGCCCUUGGUGGCUCCCCAAUGGCCACCGACUGCAGGUUGGUGCUCAUGUUCCUGGCGUCCAUCUGUGUUUCCAUCUCUGCAUUCUUCAUCCCCUCCUCCCUUGGUGUGGUCCUCUUUACUGUUGCCAUGGGUUACCUCCUCAGUCAGGACCUUACCCAGAUCAUGGUGCUCAUCCGGGGCACGCAACAUGAACCCUCCCCACACAAUCCCUCUGUCAGCCUGGGCUGGUGGGCUCUUCCACUCUCCCUCCUCCUCCUGGCUGGGGCCAUGACCGAGGCGGGGCUGCUUCACCAGCUUUACCCCAGCCCAGGCAACCUCAGCCUGAGUAUGGGCACGGCGGAGGCCUGGGCAUGGACCAUUGACGCUAAGGGUCCCCAGGCCAUGGUGGGCUGGCUCCUCAUCGCUCUGUUUGUGGUCACGUGUGGGCUGAGGAAGCUUCAGGGUGCCUGUGUGCUUGGGGGACUUCUCCUGAACCCCCUCUAUCCCAGGCAGGUGAGCAGCGUCCAAGCCUUCAGGAGCAAGAGCAGGGGCCUGCGUGCUGCAGGACGCGUGCGGAGAGUGCUGCUCAACCUGGUGUGUCCGCUCACCAUGAUUGCAUUCCUGGCCAUGGAUGCGUCGCUGCAUGGGCUGCGUAGUGUGUCUCUGGCACUGGGCACCACGCGGGCCUUCCGAGCGGUGUGGCAGAGCUGUGAGGAUGCCCUCCUGCAGAUGGCGGUGGUUGUGGCGGUGAGGCUGGCAGCCGGAGAAGCCACCGCACCCCAGUGGCACAACCUGGGCGUCGGCAUACAGCUCAUACUGGUGUCCCUGGCGUCCGACCGUCUCUCGCAGUUCCUGGCGAAGCUGAGGUUCGCCCUGACUGUCCUCGUCACGUCCUGGACAGAGUCGAAGCAGCGCAGGCAGGCGGCCGGCGCGCUGCUGGCGUUGAACGGAGCGCUGUGCCCGCUGCUGCUGUCCGUGGUGCUAAUCGCCGCUCUGCUGGCUGCUCCCCUGCUCCCGCUCUUCACACUGCCUGUCUUCCUGGUGGGCUUCCCCAGGCCGCGGCGAUCGUGGCCUGGGACGCCCGGCAUGGCCUGCCCCUGCCCAGACUCUGUCUACUACCAGCAGCUCAGCAGCAGGCUAGCAGCUGCGCUGAGUGGCGCGCUUGCGGAUGGAGCGUUGGGUUCUUGUUCUCCUGGUUCUCAUUUCCUUUGCCGGUUCCAGGAUCGCGUGGUGUGGAUCACUGUUCUGGAGAGAGGCUAUGGCUAUUGGACCGUCAACAUUAAGGGUUUAGAGCUACAGGAGACGUCCUGCCAUACGGUGGAGGCUCGUCGGGUGGACGAGGUGUUCGAGGGCGCGUUCGAUCAGCUGGAGCGCCGCGGCCGUCUCAGGAGGUUCCUUAACCCCCACUGGGGCAACGCCCUCACGCCCUGCUCCGCCCUCCCCGUUAGGGUGUACUCCGAUGCCCGCAACGUCCUGACGGGCAUCGUCGAUUCUCCCGACCACCUGCGCCAGCUCCGUUCGGAUUUUCUGAAGACUAUGGUGUGGGUCCUGUUGCGUCACUGCUUACAGGACAAGUCUUGCAGCAGCUGCAGGGUCAAGGUGCACUCUGUGCAGGCCUCCGGACGCAAGUCCCAGAGCUCCCAGCAUGGCGUGCUGGACGAGCCUGGCCCGGGUGAUGCGAAAACGGGCGCGGCCUCCCAGGGAAGCCCCGACUCCAUUUCCUCCUCCAACCUGAGGGGGCAGGACAGCUUGAGCCUGUCGUCAUUCGCCGAUUGGUCGGACGAGGACGACCUGUUCGGUCCCGUUCCCGCACGGAAGCCAGCGAGGAUGAUUAUGGUGCGGACAGAGGUGGGGUAUCCUCGCGAGGAGUUGGGCAUGUCUCUGCCGGGCGCUGUCGAGAUCCACAGCCUGUACGAGAACGUGGCACUGGCGUCCCUCCCCACGCUGAGGCCGCUUGGUCUGGGCCUGGGCCUGCCUGUCUCAGACAGAGGCAAGGACAAUCAGCUUCCUGCCAGCCCCACCACCACCACUUACCCCCAGCCGCUCCGCUUUACCUGCCCCCAUUCGGAGAGCCUGUCCCUGGCAGUGGCUUGGCGUGCUGCCCCUCUGCCCACCUCCAGGCUCCAAGCCCUGCGUGCCUACUUCCCAGAGGACUGGUUCCACUACUGCCUCUCCCGGCUGGCAGGGGAAGGCUUCUGGGAGGGCGACCCUGAGCAGGUGUGCAGAGCUCUGCAGCAGGACCAAGCACUGAAGGAGAUGUACACCCAGGUGGCGUUGUCGUGCGCUGUAGCCCUGGGGGCAGAUGCCCCGGUACUCAGUCCUAGCAUGCUCUUCAGGGCGUACUGUGGAGACGCACCAUGGCCUGACGGACUUGAAGGGCUCAGAGCCAAUGAAGAGCUGUAUCAGCUAACCCUCAGGGCUUUUAGGUACAGUGUAAAACUGCUAAUAGACCAGGUGUCUCUGGGCCCGCUGGAAAGUCUGGAUGAGAUGUACACCACUCUCCAGGAUUACCAUAUCAACUGGUUCAUUGGUCUUGCAACGGAACGUGGUUGGCAUGACUCUAUUCUCGAAGAGAAGCCUUUCCUUUUCUCUCUGGGACACGAUCUCACCAUGGGUACGUAUACAGGUCGAGUGCUCUCUCUGCAGGAGCACCUGGUGCAGGUUGGGGUUCUGAAUGAGGAGGGUGUGCGGGGGCAGUGGGCGAACCUCUCCUGGGAGCUGCUCUACGCCACCAACGACGACGAGGAGCGCUACAGCAUCCAGGCCCACCCCAUCAUGCUGCGCAACCUGACUGUGCAAGCGGCCGACCCCCCGCUGGGCUACCCCGUCUACUCCUCUGCCCCCGCCCACCUGGGAUGCUUGUGACACAUGCCCUGCCUUUGCUAGCUCCGCCCUCCGCCAACACCUGUCACAUCUGGAACGGGUUUUCCUCCCCCCAUCUACCUGGCUACCGGCGCCGUUCCAAGGAGACUCGCUUGUGUGCCGGGUUCUGAUGGGAUCCAUGAGCUCACGAAGGACAAGUGUGAAUGAGGGUUUGCAGUUAUUGCCUGUCGGUCUAUGUAUGCUGUGAUGUUUACAGACAGUGACCCUCACAGGAAAUGAAAUUUAUAUGCACUCAUAACUCUGUAGCUGUUCUAAUUGCACAUUUCAGAACACACACACACACACACACCUGACAUUACAGUGGUUAUGAUGCACUAAAGGAGUGACGAGUUUUGUUUUUUUUUAUUGCUAACAUACAUGUUGAAGAUGGCUCAGACACCUUGCCUUGGCUGAGUGUGGCUAAAUGAUAUUAGAAUCACAGCUAUGCCAUGGAAUAGGUCAUAAACUCCAAAAUGCUUAACGACGCUGAAAGCGCUCUAUUGUGGCACGUUUUAAUUUCCGUAUCAGGGCUGUAACAUGUCCUGCUUUUGGGCCCUUUAUGUGUGUGGGUCAUUUCAAAUCACCUCAAAUAAGACAGAUAGCCAUCACAGGCCUUCGAAUUAUUACCGUACCAAGUCAGACUAAAGGUACUGCUUUUGGUAAAAGUCUGCACGAUACACUAAAGCAAAAGAGAAUUUCUUAGACAUUUAUUCAGCAGUUUUUUGAAUAUAUGUGUUUUUCUUCAUUACUAGAAUUACUUCAAUACUAUAUGACUCGCCGAUCUUGGUUUAAAACUAGUUUAAAGGUGCCCUAUGGAGUUGCUGAUUACGGGUUAAAGGUACCACCACACCAAACGUGUAUGCAUUCUUAGCCCACCCUCUCCCCUCAGUUUGUCUCAUGGAAUGACAAGAAUAUUAAAUUAUAUAAUGUAUAAAUCUGGCCAUUUUGAAUGCUAAAAGGAAAACUCUGUUGUCAUCUUCUUCCAUUUCUGCCAUUACUGCUGAGACUACAGUGCUUCCAGGAUUUGGCAUGUUAUUUAUUUGGUCUGUUCCCAUGCUAAAUUUGUUUUUAUUGUAUAUAGUACACAGAGUGAGAAAAGGGGGAAGAAUGUGUAAUUUAUGUGGAUUGCAAGGAUGUGCCUUUGACUUUUAUUUCAUAAAUGUUAAAAGUAACUUUUUUGGACCCAUUUUUACAGGUGUAAAAUUGAUCUUACAUUAAAAAUGAAUUUUCUCCUGUACAUCACUUUCUUUCAGAUAAAUGCAUAUAUGCGCAGGGCAUCAUAUGUAUGUGAGAUGCAGGUUUUGGUUACUUUGGGUUAUUUUGACCAUUUGUUUCAUUGAAGGGCUACAACUAGUACAGGAACACCAAUGGCAGGC
Electrophorus electricus (electric eel) is the source of this 5272-nucleotide messenger RNA. It is a transcript of the gene pcnx4, whose product is annotated as pecanex 4. The record is from RefSeq and is a predicted model, not a curated record. NCBI's taxonomy places the organism in Eukaryota, Metazoa, Chordata, Actinopteri, Gymnotiformes, Gymnotidae. Gene Ontology annotation, cellular component: membrane.